AUGUCGUCCGCGUCCACUCCGGAGCGCACGCCUGUCGCUGAGCUACUGCUCGUGUCGCCGAUAGCGGUCGGUGGGCUGAGCGUCUCUCCUACAAAGCGUCAAAUCACGCCCACAGCGGAAGCGACGUCACCAAAGAAACUCGCAGUCAUCACCAGCCACGGAGCCGUGAGCCCCUUCGUCAACAGUAUUGCUCGUUCUACGUUCCCGAAUCCGUUCGGAUGGCCUGUUCAGGCGGAACUGGCCCACAUCGAUGAGCGGUUGUGUCUCUAUAAUCACAUCGAGGACCCGCUAGAAAUGAACACGCCAGAACAAGUUCUACAACAGUCACCACCCCUGGCACACCACCUGAUUUUCCCCUUUGACCUUCGAAACGACGAGGGCAGCUGGGCUGAUCCGGAUAAAGAGCCUCUCCUGAGAAGUGUCUUUCCAGGAACAACUGGUAUCGGUAGUAACGGGUGGUUUAUACUUCUUCUACUACGUUCGUUGCCUCCGAAGCCUUGGCCACUUACAAUUGCCGGAUUACCGCUGUAUUUCCACACGCACGAUACUUUCGGCCAAAGCCCCCUGCCAAACGGAAAGCGUGUGACUCGGAAGAAUGGUUCCGUCGCUGAAGAUCAGGAUUACCGAAACAUAAAGGACUGGGAGCCCCUCUUCCAUGUCAUUCGGAAAUUCUUCGAAGAUAUUGGCAUCCCGAUAACAGAGGUUAUGUACUUGGUGCCGUGGUUGGUGGGUAGAGUCGCGUGUGUCUACCUAUACGAAGAUGAGAUGGGGAGACCGUCGAACCUAUAUACCCGCCGCCAGCUUGACCCUACGCCAGAAAGCCCAGAUAUGAGCAAGUACGAUACUCUACAGCCAGGGUUGAGAGUGGUGUCAAACUCCCCACCACAACUAGGCGAUCCCGACACGUAUCUCGAGACAACAACCGGCGUUCUUCUGAGGGAUAGUGUUGGCAACGAAUUCAUGACUGUCGCCGCACAUGGAUUCCCUAGCGAAGCUGGGACGGUGGUCAUCCACGCAUCACCUUCCGGCCGUGUGAUAGGCGAACUUAUCUCAGAGGUUUCACCAACAGACAUUGCUCUCGUCAAGUUAGCGAAGACGGAGAAAUUCUCUAACGUCACGUUCCCGAACGCGCGAGUGCCGGUGCUUAUCCAGCUCAAGAGAUUAGGGCGAGCCAAAUGCUUCAGUGAGAUCUACCUGGAUUCACCCGAUACAGGCCUCAUUGACGGUAUCUUUAUGCUUCAGUCACGCACCAGGGUCCCCAACGAUGAUCACGAGCCGAAACCGGAAUGGUUGUUUACAAGCUGGACCUACAUGGGCGUAGACGCAGCAGCUAACUUACCUGGAGGCAUGUGCGGUAGUGCUAUGUGGGAUGCGGAGGGCAAUGUCUUGGGCUUUUUCAAAUACGCUCCGGUCGAAGGAGUGAUGACGGACUGGUGCGCUGGAGUUGCUGCGGAUGAGCUCAUCAACAGAGGGUAUACCCUCGUCGACACCGACGCGAGAUAA
Molecule: messenger RNA, 1503 nt
Organism: Fonsecaea erecta
Lineage: Eukaryota; Fungi; Ascomycota; Eurotiomycetes; Chaetothyriales; Herpotrichiellaceae
Exons: 3
Coding region: 1-1503 (500 amino acids)
Source: RefSeq, a predicted model, not a curated record